CUGCGCGAGUUUGUCGAGGGCGUGACUGCAUGAGCGACUGGGACGCGAUCAUUGGCAAGGUCGUGGGACGUACUUCAAAGCGGUCUCCGCAUCGUGUUCGGAUUGGUACCGUGGUACAGGCGGAGUCGCGUGCGGUCGUGCGGCCAAUAGCGCGGCGCGACGAGCGGAAACCUCGUGAUUUUUUGAAAGCGGCACGAACAGCGCAGCCGUCCUCGGGCAACGCUGAGCACUCCGGACCGCGCGCGACGCCGAGCUCCCAGUGUGUUUUUACUCGGGGUUGAGUAAACUCCGGCCUGUUGUGUAUCAUAAUACCGCGGCGUGCACACGCGGGGUACUAACGGGGUUAGCGUGCGUCUCUCCGCGUUAGCGGCACCGAGUCGCGCCGAUCAACUGAAUGCAUCUUCGCCUCUCCUACCUUUGCCGCGGCACCUCGCGCAUACACUCGUUCGUCUUUCGUGUGUCUGAGAAGAUUCCCGGGAUACACGGUCAACAAAAUACUAUUGCGGAGCAGCACGCGUGCGGGGCGCGCCGUGGAUUCUAUGAGCGAGAACGCGGUGUUCUUCGGGGUACCAGCUGAGCGUGAUUGCACGUAGGAAUUUAUCGAUCUGCCUCGAAUAACACCCUUGGAUCACGGCAAUGCAGUGACGACAAGUGCGCGUGCCAAAAGUGUUCAAAGUGACGGAUACGUGCGUGAAUUUUCCCGCUUGCGAAUGCAACAUCCGAUUGUUAAGAGGAAGAUGAUUAUUGAUUAAAGAUAACAUUGAACGAAGGGAAAGGUAAUAAGAUCCGAGGGACAAGUUACAGUUAAAAACAACAAUUAAUUCUAUCGGCAAAUAAUAGUUUACGAUUGUAAAAAAAAAAUAAUUGAAAACGGGAGAAAAGCAAUAUCUACAUAACGAAAUAAAGUAAAAAAAAUUAUAUAAGCAACUUUUAAUGCAAGCAUCAUUCUCUAAUAUAAACUAACACAUUCAUCGAUGAAGAAACGAUCUAACAUUCACGAGUAAUAAUAACCGUCCUAUUCGGAGAUAUUUUUUCACAAUUAUUCAAAAAAUAUGUGUAUUGUAUAAUUAUCUCUCGACAGACGCAAAGAAAAAAUAGCGAGCGUUGUAAAGAGAAAACAAUUCCUAGUCAAAAAGAAAGGCUUUUUUUUUCAAGGCCUUGUAAUCCGCGAUUCGCGAUUAUCCGUUGAUCGUACGGAGGAAAAAGACAAAGAUGCAUACGCUCUUUGGCGAGCAGAAUGCAUACUAUCGGCAUGCGACGGCGGUGCCGGUGGGCAUGGGUACGCCGUCGUAUCCGGGGGUGGGUGCCACCCCGGGUUACUAUGAACAAUAUCGUUACGGCGGCUACGCGACGGCCGCCGGUUAUCCGGUAUCGGGUAUCGGUCAGCAGCACAUCCAUCACGCCGGCAAGGAUAUGGUAAAGCCGCCGUACUCGUACAUCGCGCUGAUCGCCAUGGCCAUACAGAACGCGCCGGACAAGAAAAUCACGCUGAACGGCAUCUAUCAGUUUAUCAUGGAACGAUUUCCGUAUUAUCGCGAGAAUAAGCAGGGCUGGCAAAAUUCCAUACGGCACAAUCUCAGCUUAAACGAAUGCUUCAUCAAGGUGCCGCGCGAUGACAAGAAACCGGGCAAGGGAAGCUAUUGGUCCCUCGAUCCCGAUAGCUACAACAUGUUCGACAACGGCUCUUACUUGAGACGUCGCAGACGCUUCAAGAAGAAGGACGCGCUUAAGGAAAAAGAGGAAGCGCUCAAGCGGCAGGGUCUAGUGCCGGAGAAACGGGUGCAGGAGGAUGCCAAAUCCGGCGGCAGCCAGGUUGCGUUGCCGCCACCGGACACGCCAGCGAAGAAGCUCGGCGCUCUGGAGAACAGCACCACUAGCCUGUGCAAGCCUAAGCGGGAACCGGUAAACGAUCAUAACGCUGGCACUCAUUGCAUGGCGGCGGCAGUCCAGGCGAGCAAGUACGGCUUGCACAGCCCGAUACAGGAUACCAAGACGACGACGGCCGUUGCGGCGCCUGGGCAGAGCGUCAUCCAGACAGCCUUAGGUCAUCAGGUGCACCCGGCACAUCAAGUGCACCAGGAGUCGAUUCAGGAUGUCUCCAUGGCCGGCCUAGACCCGACCAGCUUUAGCGUAGACGCUCUGAUGACCACGCGGGAGAACAGCGGCGGUCUGAUGGCGCGCGACAAUCAGCAUCACUCGCACCAUCCGCAUAGUCUUCAGCAUCCUCAUUCCAUCAUGAGCAGCAGGGAGUCCAUGGGUACCGGCAGCAGAGACCUGUCAUCCGCAUGCACCACCACAACCACCACGACCGCCGCGGUAGCGGCGAUGAUGGCCACCACCGGCUACGGACAUACCAGCACGGUUUCCCGGGGCAACGCCUCGCCACCCGGCACAAUGUACACGCCGUACUGCGCGCCGGCGGCCGCCGGAUAUGCCAUCAUGGACCACGCCGAGUACAACUCGGCGAGGAACCACGCGACCAACGCCGUAGGACACUCGCAGUGGUAUCAGGACGCCGCGAGUCCCGACGCAGCGAUCUACCAGGACACCCAGUCCCCGAGCUGUCAGCUUUAUAGGUCCAGCCCGCCGACACCGCUUUCGACGGGCGCGGCACCGUCUCCUCCGCUGUACCACAGAUAUUAUCAAGACUGUAACGCUGUUAACACUAGCGGCAAUCUACCGAUAACGUUGCAUAAGUACUGAGAAUAUCGGAAUUCAAGGUCCCAUCAACGGGACCUUGAAGAACACCAUGGCGAUCAUUACGAUCCGGGUUUGGUUUACGUGAAACAAGAAUGGAUCCCCUCGACAGACGAACUCGCCAAGGAAUGGAACUAGAAAAAGUAUCGGAGAGAAAUCUGGUAAAAAAAUUACGUAACCCUAGUUUCCUGCCCGUAUCGAAUCGUAUCUUCGUAUCGCGGAAAAUCGUCGGUAAUAUGUAGGCAAUUAGCUAAUGCGACGAUUAGCGUAACGAAUCGUUGAGGAUAAUUAUGUGACGAGUAGCGGUUAAGCUAAAACUUUUAUCGAGUUUUCUUGGUAGAAAGAUACAAGAAUCCACAAUAUUGCUUUUCUCAUUUUUUUAUAUCGUUGUAAUAUUCCAACAAUCUUCAAUUAAUUCAAAACGUUAAUUAAAUAGUUGUCUUUUUAUAAUAUAAGCUUAUUAUUAGAAAAUUGAAAUAUUUUUUCGAAAGUAUAACGAGACUAGAAAAAGAUCUUUGGUACACAAUUUCCCGGAAAAUUUGAUAAUAUCCCGAUUCAAAGAACUCUGUAUCUAAAAACCUGAGUGAUUAAAAUCCAUAGCUCCCAGAAUAAUAUAUAAAAAAUACAUAUAAAAGAUGUAUAUAAAAAGGACCAUAAAUUUUAAUUGGUGAAUUUCCUCUUCCCUUUUAACACACUGAGAUAUGAUUCGUCGUUUUUAAUCAACAGCAUCGUAAAUUCGAUAGUCGUAUGAGUCGAUUUUCCUUAUUUCACUCAGUAGGUUCGCUUGAUUUAAUGAAUGAGACGCGAGUGAAUGCCCGGGAAGAGGAAAUCAACCGCGAAUUUCAACUUAAUCGUUCUCACCUGCGUAAACAUCGCGAAACCCGUCACUGACCUACCUAUCUGACGAAUUUUUUCGGCCAUCGCUGUUUUCGCGCACAUCUGUGCAAACCGCCGUAAAUCGCGCGAAGCGCAUGGAAAUAUCGCUCGGCGCGUCUCUGUUUGCCAAUUGUCUGCUUCCGAUAGGUAUAGCGAUAAGGACGAAUCAAAGUCAUCGGCCUGGACCGUGCGGUUCGGAUUUUUUGUCGAGUGUGCGAUUUUUCACGGAAUUCGCAUUACGUCGAGCACUAUCCCGA
Formica exsecta is the source of this 3830-nucleotide messenger RNA. It is a transcript of the gene croc, whose product is annotated as fork head domain-containing protein crocodile-like. The transcript has 2 exons. The coding region runs from base 1213 to 2703 and encodes 496 amino acids. The record is from RefSeq and is a predicted model, not a curated record. Gene Ontology annotation, biological process: cell differentiation; regulation of transcription by RNA polymerase II; anatomical structure morphogenesis. Lineage: Eukaryota; Metazoa; Arthropoda; Insecta; Hymenoptera; Formicidae. Gene Ontology annotation, molecular function: DNA-binding transcription factor activity, RNA polymerase II-specific; RNA polymerase II cis-regulatory region sequence-specific DNA binding.